GGUCCGGCCAUCGCCGCCCAGGCCUCGCUCUGCGCGAAGCCCCAUCGGAGGCUUCGUGGCCAAGGCUGCGGAGGAGCGCCCAGGAGAGAACCACCGGACGGCCACCGGGUGGCGGCGAGGAGACGGUCCGGCUUCCCCUCGUCGCUCCUGGCCGUCCGGGCUCUGCGGCCCAGCGCCCCCUCUCCCCCCCCAGCUCGCUAGGCCGGAGUCGCGGCUGGAGCGCGGGCGUGGCCAGAGCCUCUCGGCCCUCCGGCUGCCUCUUCGCGGCCAUGCGGCGGACCCGGCAACACCGCCUGCCACUUUAAGGGGAGCGGCCGCGAGGGAGGCGCCCGCCGCAGGAUUCCGGGCGAACAAAGGGCGGUCCGCCGGGGAGGGACCGGAGCCGCGCCUGCUCGCCCGCUUUUCCUCCCAACCGGGCGUCCCGUUCGCUUCUUUCUGAGCCGGCCCGGCUGCAGCCGCCAAUGCGGAGCCGGCGAAGCGCCGCCCGCCUUGCCCGGAGCCGCCCCCGGCCGCCGCCUCGGCCCCUCCGCCGCGGGAGGCGAGCGCGCCGCCAGGGCUGAGGCCGCGAGGGGCCGGGCGGGACGGCCAUGGGACAGCCGGCGCUGGAAUUCAGCGACUGCUACCUGGACAGCCCGGGCUUCCGCGAGCGGCUCCGGUGCUCCGAGCAGGAGCUGGAGCGCACCAACAAGUUCUUGAAGGACGUGGUCAAGGACGGCAACGCGCUCAUCGGGGCCAUCAAAAAUUAUUCCUUGGCUGUCCAGAAAUUCUCCCUGACACUCCAGUCCUUUCAGUUUGACUUCAUAGGGGACACUCUGACUGAUGAUGAAAUCAACAUUGCUGAGUCCUUUAAGGAAUUUGCUGAGUUGCUCCAAGAGGUGGAACUUGAGCGGUCCAUGAUGGUGCAAAAUGCCAGUAAUUUGUUGAUCAAGCCUCUGGAAAAAUUCCGUAAGGAGCAAAUUGGAUUCACCAAAGAAAGGAAGAAAAAGUUUGAGAAGGAUGGGGAGAAGUUUUACUCCAUGUUGGACCGCCACUUGCAUUUAUCUUCCAAGAAAAAGGAAUCUCAACUGCAAGAGGCUGAUUUGCUGGUUGAUAAAGAGCGACACAUUUUUUUUGAAUCUUCCCUGGAAUACGUGUAUCAAAUCCAAGAAGUGCAGGAGAGCAAGAAAUUCAAUAUUGUGGAGCCUGUAUUGGCUUUUCUUCAUAGCCUCUUCACUUACAACAACCUGACUGUGGAGCUCACACAAGAUUUCCUUCCGUACAAGCAACAGCUUCAGCUCAGUUUGCAAAAUACAAGGAAUCAUUUCAGCAGCACUCGGGAAGAGUUGGAAGACCUCAAGAAAAGAAUGAAAGAAGCCCCACUGACCUGCAAAUUACCUGGCAAAUCAACUAUUGAGGGAUACCUCUAUUCACAAGAAAAAUGGGCACUGGGAAUCUCCUGGGUCAAAUACUACUGCCAGUAUGAGAAGGAAACAAAGAUGUUAAGAAUGACACCCAUGGAGCAGAAACCAGGAGCAAAACAAGGCACCCCUGUCCAUUUGAUUCUGAAAUCCUGCGUGCGAAGGAAGACUGAUUCUAUAGACAAAAGAUUUUGUUUUGAUAUUGAGACAGUUGAAAGAUCUGGUCCCAUCACCUUACAAGCUCCCUCAGAAGCCAACCGACGGCUCUGGAUGGAGGCCAUGGAUGGGAAGGAGCCGAUCUACCACAGUCCCAUCACCAAGCAAGAGGAAAUGGAACUGAACGAGAUCGGCUUCAGAUUUGUCCGGAAAUGCAUUAAUGCAAUAGAGACAAAUGGUGUCACCACUGAAGGGCUCUAUCGCACCGUUGGGAGCAACAUCCAAGUCCAGAAGCUCUUGAAUGCCUUUUUUGAUCCUAAGUGCCCUGGGGAUGUGGAUUUCCAGAGCAAUGACUGGGACAUCAAGACUAUUACCAGCUCCUUGAAGUUCUACCUCAGGAACCUCUCUGAACCUGUCAUGACAUACAAGCUUCACAGAGAAUUGGUCUCGGCUGCCAAGUCUGAGAACCUGGAUUACCGGCUGGGAGCCAUUCAUGCCCUGAUUUAUAAACUCCCUGACAGGAACCGAGAAAUGUCUGAGCUGCUCAUCAGGCAUCUGGUCCACGUGUGUGAGCACAGCCGGGAGAAUCUCAUGUCCCCCUCCAACAUGGGGGUGAUCUUUGGCCCUACCCUCAUGCGUGCACAAGAGGACACGGUUGCAGCAAUGAUGAAUAUUAAGUUCCAGAACAUCGUGGUGGAGAUUCUCAUCGAGCACUUUAACAAGAUCUAUUCUGGGCCUCCUGAAGACAAUGCUGCACCCCCUAUCCCCCCUCCUCGGGUAGCCACUCGAAGACAUAAACCCAUCACCAUUUCCAAGCGCCCUCUGAGAGAGAGACCCCUCUUCUUUGGAGGUUCUGUGGAAGAAAGUGAAGGAGAGGACAGCUGUGGCCUGACCCCGAAUGGCGUGAUUGCCACCAUCAGCCCUGAUGCUCCUAAGCCCCUCCAGCGUAGCCGACUGCAGAGGCCGGGAGAACUUGAUUCAGGAAGGCCCAGCCCAGAGAACCGUGGAACUGGGGAACCCUGUGCAGAGGUGGAUGUAGGAAGGCUGGUGUCCAGGCUCCAAGAAGGAGGAGCAAAACUCUCCAGUAAAUCUGCCAACAGCAUCGUGCCAACUCCCAAUUCUCUGAAGGCCUCCAGCCUACACCCGAAGAAGCCUGCUCCAAGGCCUGUGGCUGGCUGCAAAGAAGGUGAACAUGAGAGCUUCCCCAAAGCUCGGCUGCCAGGAGAGAAGCCGGUCAUCACGCGACCUCCGAUGAGACCCCCAGAUCCUCCCUGCAAGGCUCCCCUGCCACAGAAGGUGGAGGCCAAGGCAGACCUGGUGGUGGGAACAGCAACAGAAGCCCCCUCCUCAGUAGUGGCGUCCAGGGCAAAGUUCUUCGAGACAGCCUCCUUCAGGAGAGGAAGUUCUUCCUGUCCCCAGGGCAGAUUCCCAAAUGAGGAGGGAUGAAAGGCUCCAGACUUCUGCAUGGCUGAGUCUGGACCACCCCAAAUGGAUUUGCAACCCAUGAUGUGUGCUCUAUAAAUCAGCUAUCUCUAACCUCGUCUUUGAGCAUGCCAUUGUGAACAUCUUGCAUUUCUACAAGAGAAGCAAAGACAUUCUUGGGGGGACAAUAGUUCCACCUGCUGCUGUAAGUGUUCAAAAAGACAGAGCAACAAUUGGGCCUUUUGCUCCUCCUUCUCUAUCACUCCGAGCUCCUCUUACCCAUCUCCAGAAAGUGCUGCUUUCUCCUUUGCUAGCGGUUGACCUGGAACAGCCAGGGGGCACAUUGGGUGGUGAGAUACAUCCAUCACGACGGGCCUCUUAUGGGAUCCUUCUCAAAGAAUUGCUACCUGGGUCUAGGAACUGGGCUGCAAGCAGCUUCUCUGCCUCAGAAGUUUUCUGACUGGGUGGCUUCAAAUGUGUCACAUUUUGUUAUUUUUUCUUUUCAAAGACUGAGAUUUUGUUUCAGUGCAAGUGUGGAGGGUGGGGGUGGGGUUAGCUGUUAACUCAUGAAAGGCUGAAAUCAUUCCCAGUAAGACCUCCACACCUCUUACUGGUUCUGCUUACACAACUGGCAGAUGUCCCAGAGAGUGGAUGGUGGGAGGAGGAUGUUGGCUCCUGUUUCACAUCUUCAAAAGGGAAAGAUUUUUGAAGCCAGAUACUCCAUCCCAAGGGGAAUGGUGCUGGAAAUUGAAGCAGAGAUCAAUUGCACACCUCUGUGAGGGUAAUUUCCCUAAUGUCCAAAGCAGCUUCAAGACAUUCCAGAUAGUUCUACCUUUUGUUAGACCACGUUCCAUUCUUCCAUCUGUUUUCUUCCCAAAGUGCCCUUCCCACUUGCAGUAGAAUGUGAUGAGACCCUGCAUUUAGAUCUGUUUUUAUUCGACCUGCAGCCAAAGGAAGAAAGAGAUGCUGUGGCUGUAGUUGUGUGCCUGCCUGUGCUUAUGUGCAGGUCUCUCUGCCUCAGGCGAGACAGCUUAGGACCUUCCGGCAUCUCAGCUGGGAUCUCUUUCUCCAAACUCCACUUUGGAUCUGUGCAGAAUCUUUGGACAACCCCGUCCCCAGGAUUCCCCAUUCCACAGACGCAUGGUUGGUUCUUUCCUAGGAACUUGAAUAAAGCACUUACAUGGAUACUUUUGCAUCGGAGGUUUCGGCUCGCCUUGUAAGUGUCUCCGAGGACCAAGGUCAAAAGCCUCCAGCUAGCACAUUCUAAAUAUGCUUUGCAGAUACAAGAAAUAAAUGAAUUUUUGGGAGUGGCCCUAGAUUGCCAGAUUUUGGGCCCACUCAUUUCUCUUUAGAAAUAAGGUUGAUACUUGCACCGCCCCCACUUUACCAGCAGACAAAUAAUUAUUUCCACAGAAGUCAGCAGGUAAUGCCAUACUGAUAUUUAACAUGCUUUGAGGGGUAAAGAAAGUAUAUGUAUAUGCUUUAUUCCUAUGUUUUUGUUACCAGUGCCAUCCAACGUUCACCUGAACUCCCCAAAGUUGCUGAUCAAAUAGAGAAGAUUGUUCAUCCUGUGAAAUUCUUAAUCACCAGUAUGAGCUGGAUAGAAUAACUGAAGAUUGAAUGAGUGAUAGAAAAUGCCAGCAUGGCCCUGGCAGCCUUGUCAGUUCAAUUUUGGAGCCACCAAUCAAAGCUUUUUGCUCGCUGAGUAGUGUGGGGUUGCAGUGACCUCCAGGAAGGCCAGGCAUCGGGCUAACAUCACAGGUUGAUCUGUGUUUCCCAGUAAUCCAUUAAGGGAUUAUGCUGAUACCAUUGAUUUCUGCUGUGGGAAAUGACUAGGGGAGGCACAUUCAAGAUGUGAUCGAUUCCCGAGAGUAGAAGCUGAGACAGGAAAGGAAGUUCUGGAAGCGAACGUUUGCCAUUGCUCUCUGCAGGAAGGGUGGGGUCCCAAGCUCCCAAAUGAUUGUGUGGUGAUUGCAUCCAAAAUUGGUACAUCUCUCUUCAAACUUGCUUUUGUCAUAAGCUAAAAAUGUCCAGCAAUUCAGCUAUCUCUGUUUUGUAAAUUUCAACGCACUUAAAAUAAUUUCCACCUGAUGUACUUUGUCUGGUAAAAGAAAUAGAUUAGUUGUAAUAAUGUUUAUGAAUUUUCCAUAGAUUAAAAAAUCCACCUGAUUACUCUUGACUGUA
Molecule: messenger RNA, 5159 nt
Organism: Crotalus tigris (Tiger rattlesnake)
Lineage: Eukaryota; Metazoa; Chordata; Lepidosauria; Squamata; Viperidae
Gene: OPHN1
Product: oligophrenin 1
Exons: 24
Coding region: 588-2999 (803 amino acids)
Biological process (GO): signal transduction
Cellular component (GO): cytoplasm
Molecular function (GO): GTPase activator activity; protein binding
Source: RefSeq, a predicted model, not a curated record